UCUUUAAAUGAUGAAAUAAAACCUAUUUUUGGUUAUCCAGAACAAUUUCCUCAACCAGAUCAUAAUUUUGCGUCACCUUAUUCCAAUCCACCAUAUAAUUAUCCUCCACCAUAUGAUCAAUAUCCAUAUCAUUAUCUUUCUUAUUAUUACUCAAAUUACUAUAACGAUAACAACAUCAACAACAAUAAUAAUGAUUUUAUGCAACCACAAUUUUCCAACGUACCCCCACCACAACGAAAAAUUAUAACUUUUUGUCGAGUACUAUUUCUUUUUAUUGUUGUUCUAACGUUGAGUGUCGUUACUUUUUUUGUAGUUAAAUUUUGGAAAGAAUAUACAUAUUACCCUUCAUUUGAGGUUGUAUCGUUUGUUGUACAUACUUUCAACAUAUCAAACACCACAAAUAAAUUAACAGUUGAUUGGGAAUUAGAUGUGAAUGUGAGGAAUUCAAAUAGGAAAGUGGAAAUUAUUUUUGAGUACAUAGCAACUAGCUUGAUGUACAACUCUCAAUUGCUUGAAUCAUCGUUCAGCGCGCCUUUCAAUGUGUCCGGAGAAAACAGCGUCGUGUAUCAUGUCAAUUCUCAUAUUCCAAAUCCGAAUCAGAAGAAAAUCGGAGGCCUUGUGGUCAAUGAUAUGGCUCAUGCUUUACGAAGAGGUGACAACUUGUACAUUGAUCUGGAGAUAGAAGCUACAAUAAUUAAUAAAGGUAGUACUAUCGCGUAUCGCAAAAGAAAUUUGGAUUUAUCAUGCGAAGAUUUACUUUUGAACUUCAACAGUCCAACUAGCUUGCCAGAGUGGGAUGGUCAUACAAAUAGUUAUAUAAUGAAAUGCCAGUACUACGAGCCCAAUUGGUGGGAUUAUUAUUUCAUAUGGAAUUGGUGAAUUUCAUGGCGAAGAAGAGGCCACAAGUGAGCUUAUUAGCUAUAUCUUACAACAUUGAGGAGCAUGGUGAGAUGAAUUAUUUUUUCUUUAAACAUAGUCGAUCUCACAUUUUAAAUAUUCUUGAAUAUGGAGAAACUCCUGAUACAUAACGCUUCUUUUUGGUACGAUAUGGCGCUACGUAUACCCUUUACACCAGCAACAUGUCUUUUUUUUUUUUUCUUUUUCUUUCUAGUCAUGUUUGAUAUACCUAAGCUAGUAAACUAGGUAUAUAUUAAGCACAAGAGUAUAGAGUGAUAAAUUAAAGCACAUAGACAUGAAUAUUAUAAUUCAAUAGUUUUAAGUCAUAUACAUUAUGUGUCAAAGUAAUUCGCCUUGUUUUAAAGAUUUUUUUCAUAACUUGAUGAUGCAAGAUUUUUUGUACACAAAAUAUAAUUUAUAUAAUUUUUUUUUUUUGUUUGAUCUCUC
Molecule: messenger RNA, 1344 nt
Organism: Capsicum annuum
Lineage: Eukaryota; Viridiplantae; Streptophyta; Magnoliopsida; Solanales; Solanaceae
Exons: 2
Coding region: 199-879 (226 amino acids)
Cellular component (GO): plasma membrane
Source: RefSeq, a predicted model, not a curated record